Messenger RNA from Didymodactylos carnosus, 584 nucleotides. The record is from the annotation of a GenBank genome assembly. Lineage: Eukaryota; Metazoa; Rotifera; Eurotatoria; Philodinida; Philodinidae.
AGUGUGCCAAAACACUUCUGUAGUGUAAAUUUAAAAGUGUUUUUUUUCUAUUCUUCCGUUUAACUGCUUUUUUCCGUUUUUUAAUGCAAUUGUACAUUUUGGCUUUUUCAACGAAAAACAAUUAUAGAAACGUGAUCUUCCAAUCUCGUUUCGUUAUUUACAUGCAACAAAAGGAACUGAGCAAUUUAGUCGUUGUUUGCAAAGAGGAUUCGCAUAGAAAGUAGACAAAUUCACCUAAACAGGCUUCUACUCCACACUCUAGAAAUGUUUUACUAUAUGCUCGUCUAAACUAUCUCACUUUGAUCAGUUUCAUCACUAUGGGCGUGAAUUUCAAAGCAAUUUAACAAAACUUUUAAUUAAAAAAGACAGUGUGGCCUCGUUGAUACAUACACAAACUACAUCAAGAGAGACCAGCCAAUCUAAGUGCCUCACCACAGAAUCUAUCGGCACCAAUCUUUAAUGUUUUUAGACCGUAUCCUCAGAAAAAGGAAUUCCCAGUGGCAAGAGUAAGGCCAUUAACUUAUGGCGCAGGUGAACAUGUUAAACUUAUUUUGGGCGCUGAUGAUGAAGAUGAAAAAUUGUAA